GGGGACUUCAAAAUUUCUGUUGAAGCUAUUAAAUUUGGAAUUGGGUGAGCUCUCUCUGUUCUUCUCUGCCCCUCCUUCCUUCCAUCACCGGGCGUCUAUCUUCAGAAGAUUCUUGAUUUUGUAAAGCCUCCUUUUGUCGAACCUUGCCUGCUGUUUUUCUACGCGAUGAUCAAUUGCGUUUGUUUCAUAAGAUGCUAAAAAAUUCUCUCUUGCUUUUUUCCUUAAAUUUUUCUUCUAUGAAUUUGAUUGAUGGGUUGUAGACCCAGUUUCUUUUGUUGUUUCUUGUGUUGAGGAUGAUGAUGUAGUUCCUGUAACAUCAAUUUGAGCUGAGGAAAAUGGGAGGAGGAAAGGACAACUAUAACGAAGAGUCUAGCGACAGAGGUCUGUUUUCAAAUCUUGCUGGAUAUGCUGCUGGACACUAUGGACACUAUCCACCAGCCCCUGGGGCAUACCCUCCAUCAGGAUAUCCUCCACAGGGUUAUCCUCCACAGGGCUACUCACCAGCAGGUCCGCCAGGGGGUUAUCCACCUGGUGGAUAUCCUCCCACAGGUGGAUAUCCACCAGCUGGGUAUCCUCCUGCAGGGGGAUAUCCACCAGCUGGGUAUCCUCCCCCUGGUGGAUAUCCACCAACCAGUUAUCCUACUCCAUCAGCUCCUCCAUAUAGUUCAGGGCAUCGGCCUAACAUGGGAGCAAUUUUAGCUGGGGGUGCUGCUGCUGCAGCUGCGGCUUAUGGUGCUCACCACUUGUCACAUGGCGCCCAUCAUCUUACACCUGGGGGAUUCUAUGGCCAUGGUCAUGGGAAGUUCAAGCAUGGCAAGUUUAAGCAUGGGAAGUUUGGCAAGCGCUGGAAGCAUGGUGGGAAGUUCAUGAGGUUCAAGAAAUGGAAGUGAUCCCAUCUGUGCUUCUUGAUUUCUUAUGGAUUAGAACCGAGUUUCACGCAAUACUGACAGUCGAGAGGACUAUAAUGUCUUCUUUUCUCAGAUAAUCUUUUAUGCAAUUUCAGUGUUACUAUGGCAAUUUAGCUAAUCUUUUAUGCAAUUUCCGUGUUACAACUCUGGCAAUCUUAUAGGAUAAUAGCAGUGGGAUGUUAUCGUGUGCAUGAAUGUAUUGACCAUGUUCAAAAAGAUGUUAAAUAUAAAUUCAUUUAUCCUUUUAUGCA
Messenger RNA from Malania oleifera, 1159 nucleotides. RefSeq names its product glycine-rich protein A3. The record is from RefSeq and is a predicted model, not a curated record. The transcript is spliced from 3 exons. NCBI's taxonomy places the organism in Eukaryota, Viridiplantae, Streptophyta, Magnoliopsida, Santalales, Ximeniaceae. The coding region runs from base 336 to 890 and encodes 184 amino acids.